Glycine soja is the source of this 3923-nucleotide messenger RNA. RefSeq names its product bidirectional sugar transporter SWEET11-like. Lineage: Eukaryota; Viridiplantae; Streptophyta; Magnoliopsida; Fabales; Fabaceae. Gene Ontology annotation, molecular function: sugar transmembrane transporter activity; hydrolase activity, hydrolyzing O-glycosyl compounds; RNA binding. The record is from RefSeq and is a predicted model, not a curated record. Gene Ontology annotation, cellular component: membrane. Gene Ontology annotation, biological process: carbohydrate metabolic process; carbohydrate transport. The transcript has 18 exons. Bases 468 to 1490 code for a protein of 340 amino acids.
UGCCGUGUGCAUUUCCUCUGCCUUCAUCUCAGACGCAUGCCACAUAGAGAUUGAGUCUGCCUUCAUCUCACCACUCACCAACUGCAUUUCCUUUCUUUCUUCUUCGUUGCGUUUUGCUUUCUUUCUUCUUCGUUGUCUUUGUUUCUUCUUCAUUUUGCUUUCUCCGUUUCUUUCCUUUAUUUUUUUUUUGGUGUUUUCCAUGUCAGAUCUGGGUUUUGUUUUCUUUAUGCUUAAAUACUUAAAGUUGUUUUUUUACUACCCUUUGGUUUUUCCCCUUUGUGAAUCUUGAGACUUUGUGCAUGGGUAUGUAUGGACUCUGGGUAAUUUUAGUGUGUGAUAGGUUUAAAUUUUUUGUUGUUGUGGUUUUUGCUUUAGGGUUUUUGAAUUUGAUUUGGGUUUUGGAUUGUGUGUAUUUGGCAGUGGAAUUUUUCAAUUUGGAUUAAUGGGUUCCGACAUUUGCAUUGUGAAUGGUUCGUGCACUCACGAAUGGAGAAAGGGGUGGCCUUUGCGAUCUGGUGGAUUCGCUCAACUAUGCUGCAAGUGUGGGAUGCAAGGAUUGUAUUAUGAUAAUUCCAACUUCCAUUGUAACUGUGAUGAUCCAGGAUCUCACCCACGGGUUUUUGAUGACCCCCUUCGUGGGUAAGUCAACAGAGAAGCAAUGUCCCAUUGUAAUGAGUCUUAAACGAUGGGAGCGGAAGGAGUGUAAACCAAACAGUCUUCCUAUCUUGCACAAAAUGCAGGAGAUGCGGUGCAAGUCAUAUCUGGACGAGAAAGGGGGUAAAGUUGGGGAGAUUACUAAAAUCUUCAAGCAUGACAAUAGUGUUAUAGUGAAAGAUUUAAAUUUGAAGACAAAGCAUGUCAAGAGUAGAGAAGAGGGUGAACUGGGGCAAAUUAUUAAGUUGUCAUCCCAAGGGCCAACACAUGAUGAGAUUGAUUUCGAGUUUUUGCGAAACCUAAGUGGGGACCCUUAUAUUCUCCGCACAAACGUCUUCACCCAAGGCAAAGGUAAUAGGGAGCAACAGUUCUAUCUCUGGUUCGACCCCACCAGAAACUUCCACACUUAUUCUAUCAUUUGGAAGCCCCAGCACAUCAUACCUACAUUUUGGAAAAUAAAGAAGCAUGGAUCUACGGAAGAUUUCUCGAGCCUUCCUUACAUUUGCACAUUGCUUAAUUGCUCCUUAUGGACUUACUAUGGAAUCAUAAAGGCUAGAGAGUACCUCGUGGCUACUGUCAAUGGCUUUGGCAUUGUGGUGGAGACAAUCUAUGUUAUUCUAUUUCUCAUAUAUGCUCCAAAAGGGAUAAGGGGUAGGACUGCCAUUUUGGCUGUGAUUUUGGAUGUGGCAAUUUCGGCAGAAGCAGUAGCUACUUCUCAAUUAGCAUUGCAAGGAGAAGCUCGUGGUGGUGCUGUUGGUGUUAUGGGAGCAGGCUUAAACAUUGUUAUGUAUUUCUCACCUCCCUCUGCCAUGGAGACUACCAAUUUAGGGUUGUAGCAUGCGUUGAGAUGCUUGAAAGGCCAAGUUAACUCUGUCAUAAGGGAAAGGAGCUUUUGUUUUUACUGCAACAAAAAUCUUGGGCAUGAUAUGGACAUCUACAUGUACAGGAUAGAGUAAUUAUCACAAACUAAACUACACACACAAGAUUCGGGGUUUGAUCAACCAUCAUGUCUGACGAAGUCAACAACGUUUUCAAGAAAUAUCUUAAUCAACUUCAGCUUCAUCCUCUCAGAACCAAGGCGAUUACUGUGGCAGUUUUAGCUGGUUUUAGUGAUGCAGUGGCACAGAAGUUAUCUGGGGCCAAGAAACUUCAGUUAGAAGGGUACUUCUUUUCAUGCUCUAUGGUUUCGCCUACUCUAGCCCUUUGGACAUUUUCUCCACAAAUUCAUGGAUAAAAUAUUUAAGGGGGAGAAAGGCAAUGACACUGUUGCUAAUAAGGUAUUGUAAGCUUGUGAUGUUGUUGUUUGUUGGUUUGGCCUCUGGCUCUUUCACUUAUAGGGAUAGUAUUUUGCGUUGUGUUAUGUUCUGUAAUUUGCUUGGCUUUGGUACAAGUUUCUAACUAAUGCUCUCAUGAAUGAAAUAUACUAUUAUUAGGUGCUCUCAGUCAUGGGUAUUUUAGGGAUCAUUUGAUGUAGCUAUAUGUUUAAGGACACCCUCCCAAGACCCAUUAAACCUUGAUGCCCUAUAACUAUACCACCCAGCUAACUGCAUUUUGAUGAUGUCCAUCAGUCACCUCGUCAGACACAUGUAGGCUGAAGUAGUAACUUGUGGUUUUGUGGAAUCGUGUCCCCAGGAUUAGACCUCUCCAGAGGAGCAUUUCGAAACAAUUAUUUGGUCUAGAAAAGGUAUAUUAGGCAUUAAAAGCUUAAUAGAUUGUAGAAGCUGCUCAAAGAACAGUUCCUGUCACUACUACAAAACUUGCUUAUUACGACGCGCUAACAACGUCGGUCGAUAUACCCCUGUCUUUGAAAAUAAUGGAAUGACACGCUCGUAAUUAAAUUAUAAAUUUAAGGACGGUCAUUGAAAAGACCGUCGUGGUGCUUCUCUAUACAAAGACGAUCUUAUCCCACCGUCUUUGAAUGAUUAUAUUUUUAUUAUUUUUUCUCUCUCUUAUUUCGCUAGCAACUGCAGAGACCUAUGACCCUUCAUUUCUUUCCUUAGUCUCGCUUCUCUCUCUCUCUCGGGCGAAGAACUCUUUUGAGGAUCAGAACCCCUCAAUCCCUUCCUUUUCCCCUCAAAUUCCACACCUCCUUCUCCUUCAAGUCUUCGACCUCAACCAUCCGCGCCUUCUCUGACGCGAGGAGGACGAAGAAGACGAUGAAGAAGAAGACCAAGAUCCACUGAAUGUUUCAGGCGAAUGCCGAGGGAGAUUUCGACGAGCUUGUAGAUCCACUGAAGGUGGAGGACAAGAUCGGUGUUGUGCCUCAUGGCCUUUCAACCAAUUCAGAUGUUGUCAAGAGAUUUUUGGUUGCGGGAAAAAUUUGCAAAUGGAAGAAAUGAAGGUUGAUUUAGACUUGUUGGUGGGUGACCCUGCUUCACUGGAGAAGAAAAUUGAUGCAAUUCGUUUCGGUGGUCCCUAGAAGCUUCAGGGAUCAUGAUCUGAAUCUGAUAGCAACACAAAGCUUCCUUUUUCUGCUUGGGCCUUCUUGAGCACUAUUCUGUUUGGAAAUAUUGUGAUAUUUUAUGCUGACAGUAUUGCAGAGGACAGAUUACACAUGGUUUUCUCCUCGCCAAGGCAUUUAGCAGCAGCUGGUGCGUGCAUGGAAUUAUUUUAGAAAGCAGUUUUUGAAACCAAAAAGGAUAUAUGAAGCAACUUCAUUGGAGCACAAUAGAAAAGAUUCUAUCCGAAAUUCAGAUUUAUCCAAUGGAGAAUUUGAUGAUGAGCAAUCUCAGAGCUGAAGAUUAUAUGAUUUCAAAGAUAUCAUAAUUUUCUGUAGUUUCUUUUCUUCUACUAGGAGUGGAGUAUGGCCAGCUAAUUGCUGGAAACUUCAUAUGUCUGUCAACUUUUUAGUGCUUAAUAGUAGAAAUUUUUUGUUAUGCAACUGAGGGCUUCAAAUCAUGGUUGUUGGACACAUGGUAUAAGGAUAUGAAGCUGAUCUUAGAUAUUUUUUGGGAAUUUGAAUAGCUUAUAUGCCAAGGAAAUGUUACCGUUUCUGAUAGCAACCUGGACUAUGAGGAACAUGGAGAACAUAACAACAAAGUGGACCACAACAGGCCCAAUAGGACCAUCAGAAAGCCUACAUGCUUCAGGGAUUUUAUUUGAAGCCACUAUCCCAUUCCGCAAUAAAGGAAUGUUUUCAUUCUGUUAUGAUAAUUCUGUUAUUAGUGAUUAGCCCUACACGGCCAAAGUUAAUUUUAUCUUUGUAUAGGAGUUAGAAUAUAAAUUUAAUAGAGUGAGAAUGAAAUAGACACAAAAAAUAUUCAGUUUUA